UUAAGGAUUUCUCAUCACUCCAAAUUCCAUUCAAUACUGUGUCUCAAAGUCAACUUUCACAAAAGCAAAUUGGCAGGGGUGGCAGUGGAUCGGGAUUGUUUAGGGCAGUUUGCCGCCGUUCUUCAUUGCAAGGGACAAAACUUAGGUGAAACGAAUCCUGUGUUCUCAUGGAUAUGGACAGCACCAGCACCUUCCAACAUAAAGGCAUUUGCAUGGAGAGUAAUGUUAGGCCGCAUUCAGACUCGGGAUAAUUUGCUGAAGAGACAAGUCAUUCAUACUGCCGCUGAAGCUCUUUGUCCGUUAUGUGGCCGGGUGGAGGAAUCUUGUUCCCAUUUGCUCUUUACGUGCCCCGCUGCCUUGCUGAUAUGGUAUGAUGUUUAUGCCUGGUUGGGUGUGUCCACAGCUCAGAUUCCAGUUGGUGAGGUACACUUACUGCAAUUUGCCUCAAUUGGGAGUAAUAAAUCUCAAAAAUUAGGUGAAGUUGCAAUAUGGCUGACUGUAGUUUGGUCAUUAUGGUGUGUGCGUAAUAGAAUUGUUUUCAGUGGGGGUGAGCUACUUAAAGACCAAAUUCUGGAGCAGGUUCAGCUUAAAUCGUGGCAGUGGUUAACAGCUCGGCGGGUUGAAUUUUCCUACUCUUGGUUUGAGUGGAAAUCGAACCCACGAUUGUGCCUUCUGUCAUUGUGAGGUCUGAACUGUCAUGGUAAUGAGAUUGCUGUUUGUGAGGGGAGUAUAUGCGUUUCUGAUGUCACAGCAACAUGAGCAUUUGAUAUACUAAUGAUGCGUGGAAUACAUUUACACUUGUUGUUCAACUUUUAUUGAUAAUGUGGCAGUGGUAUAUGGCUCAAUGGACUCUUUGCGUGGGAGUAUAUUUUACAUGUGUUGCUAAGUUCAUAUUGAGGAUGGGACAAUGGUUUAUGGCUGAUUGGAUUCCAAGGAUAGUAUUAGGUGCACUGACGCUAUGGGACCUGAGGAUGUGGCUCUGUUCUGGAUCACCAUUAUUGUAUAUGGAUUUUAUUGUAAUUGACAUCUUGGGGUUUCGCUUUGGCUCUUACAAAUGUGUACUCUUUUUCCUUCACCAGGUUUUUCCCAAGGGGGUUUUCCUGGUAAGGUUUUAAUGAGGCACAUUUCUAAGAGCUUUCCCCAAGGUUGUUGGGUUUUUUAUUGUUGUAUCUUUGUAUCUCUUUCUCUUUGUAUUGGGUUGAAGUACCCCUUGUACUUCAUUUCAAUAUAAUUUUUGGCUUAUCAAAAAAAAAAAAAAAAACUGGUGUGGAGAGGUAAGCUUUUAAGUAUUUUUCUUAUUUUUGGAGGUUAUCUUAAUUAGUAGUU
Messenger RNA from Lotus japonicus, 1326 nucleotides. RefSeq lists its product as uncharacterized. The transcript has 3 exons. The record is from RefSeq and is a predicted model, not a curated record. NCBI's taxonomy places the organism in Eukaryota, Viridiplantae, Streptophyta, Magnoliopsida, Fabales, Fabaceae. Bases 223 to 684 code for a protein of 153 amino acids.